UCCAUUUCGAGCCUUGGAGUUGAGUUUAUUUCUAUUUUAUAUUAUACAUUUUCCAUGGUUCUAUUACUUGGAUUCUGAGAAUGUGUCUUAUCAUGUAUCUCCAAUCUUCAUGGUUGAAACAUGAAAGUUAAACAGUUAUCAUCUUCAUCUUCAUCAUUAUUGUAUAAAAGAUGAUAUAUAAUAUAUAUCAUGAUUCUGAUUCUAUUUUCUUUCCUCCAUCCAGAAUUUUCCCUCUAUCAUGCUAACUGAAUUAAAUUGGAUCCAAUUUCAAUUUCCAAUCUUUAAUUCAUAUAAACAGAAACAAAAAACAAACUUCGCCUUAAUCUAAGUUAAUCAUCUUAAACCAUUUUCUAAUUAAAACUAAUAUUGUGAUUAUCGCCAUUAAUUAUGAUCAUUGGAUCGUAAUUAACUAAAAUUGAGAGAGAAACUUUUUGUUAUUUAGAAAAUAAAAAUUUUCUUUCAUCUUCAAAAUAUGUCACCUUUUGAUGGAGAUUCAAAUACAAUUGGAAUACAAUAUUGCCCCGGAUAUGUAGACAAGAAUGGCUCAUGGAGAGCGGGUUUCUACUGCCCACCAAAGUCCCAAGGGCGGAAAAUGUAUUGCUGUGGAUCUACAAUCCAUAAGUAUUGUUGUGGUUCCAAGGAGGAGAAUGAAUUUUUUGGUGGAUCAAGCAUAUCAUAUAUUAGUUCAUCGACCAUGUUCACAGUGACCAUAGUGACCUUUAUAUUUGCCGUUAUGUUGACAGUUUUGGGCUUUGUUUGUUGUCGUAAAUUUUUUAAACGUCACCUUGGAGGGUUAGAUAUGUCAGAAAAUCAUCCCUACCAUAUAAACACCGGUGUUGAUGGUCAAAGUAUCGACGGUGGUCAACCAGGUCUUCUACCAUGUCCAGUGAAUGGUGUUAACGGAGGAUUACCAAACAAUACGACAACAACCACGACCACAAUUAACUUAUUUGAUCUAACCGAUGGGUCACCUUAUACUAAUCUACUUUCACCCAGUUCGACUAAUCUUCCACCACCACCACACUUAAUUAAUUCAACAAGCAAUCGCCUUAUGGAUUCUUAUAUUCCAACCAUAUCAUCUUAUAUUAAUCCACCGCCGACCGUUGGAUUUAUUGACCCACCGCCUCCAUAUCAAGUGUCACAAAAUUAUCACUACAAUGAUCUUAAUAAUAAUGAUAACAAUUCUAAUGAUACCAAUCAAGGGUCAAUCAACAAUCAAUCUUUAAUUACCUCAGUUAAUAGUGGUACUCAUGUGUCCUCCUUUAUCAAUCAAUUAAAUCCCAAUAAUCAAACAAUUAACAAUGUUGAUCGGACUAAUAAUCAGAAUAGGAUUUUAUCAAUGUUGGGUGGAUCUUACCGGCGGGAUAUUAUUCACCCUUGUGAAGGACAAAAGCGACUCUGGAGGACAAUGUCACAGUGAAAUUAGUUGAUUAGUUUACUAAUUGUUAAUGUUACCUAAUUGUGUCUUCAUCCACAUCAUUUAAAUAUCCCAACAAUCAACGGUCGAUAUGUACUUACAUCCAAUAAGUUUUAAUUAUCCUUCAAUUGAGUAUUUGGAUUAUAAUAAACUUUUUGUUUUUCUCAUCAAUCAGUCAACAAAAAUCUAACUGAAUUAAUAAUUUACUCAACAAUUAACCAUUGAUUUGAUUUGUAUCUGUGUUUACCGUUUCUGUUGAUCAUCAUCAUAACUGGAUUUAAUCAUUUGGUUUGAUACAAAGACACACAAUUAAAUUUAAACUACUAUAUUUGUAUGUAUGUAAUUAUAUUUGACAAUUUUAAUUAUGAUUAAUUGUUGUUGUUUUUCAAACAAUUAAAGUACCCAAAGGUGCUGAAACUUACUAUUAAUUUGUAUAUGAAAACGAGAUGAAAAUAAAACAAUUUAAAUUAAAUGAAGAAAACGCAAAAAUCAUUUAACCGAAAGCUAAUCAACUCUAAUUGUCCAAAUUGACCAACUGACCAACCUUCAUUAUUUAGCAUAAUAGACUCAUGAUUGAUCAACUUCGCAAUCUAAUUGCUUGUUAAUCUGAUUUUCCAUUUGUUGAAUCAACAAUUAGUUUGAAAUGUUUCACCCAAAGAGAGAGAGAGAGAGAAGGAUAAAUUUUCAUUCACUUUCAUUUUCUUGUGUCCAUUUGUCUUAAUGGUCAAUCGAUGGUCAAUUCCUUUGUAAUGAGAAAGUUGAGGUCAAAGUUUGUUAUUACCAAAACUAAGGAAAGAAGAUGAGGAAGAUAAAAUUAAUGGUCAUCCUCUUUUCUUUCAUCUUCAUUUGAACCAUAUUCACAAUCUUAAUCAUCUUCUGUCUUCCAUCAUCAAAUGUCCGAAUCUAUUCAAUCUGAAGAUUGUAUUUCUUUCCGGAGAGAAAACUGAGAAUGUCAACCCACCACCUGAUCCUCCUUUUUCAUCCCUUAGAUCAUCAUUCCCACCACCACCUCAACCUCUUCUUCCUCCUCCUCCUCCACCAUCACUGAAUCCAUUGAACAGAAAUAAGAAAAACUCUGAAUCUUUACUCUUCCCUCUUCCCAAUGUUAAGAAGUAAAAAUGAUGAGAGUGGGAGUGAGAACAAGCAACAGGAAAUUGAACCUGCCUCCGGCUCAGCUACUGAAGAUGAGGAUAUUACUUAGGAUGACAAAGAAGAUAUAAAAAAAAUUCUUCUUCUACAAAUAUAACAACAAUAAUGUAUCAGAUUCUCAUUGAAAUAAAACUUAUCGUUUAUGAAUCUGAUUCUAUCCUAUUAUUUGUUCAUCUAGAACUCGAUGAAGAUAAAUGACAAUUCUGAUUGGAAAUUUGAUCGAAAAAUCCUAACCAGUUGAUUAGAACAAAUCAACUGAUGAUAAUUAGUCUUUCUAAAUGUAAUCUGUUCGAAAUGUCGAUUAUAUCAAAUGUAAAUAACAUGAGAAUUAAAUUCCCAUGUAAUUAGAGUGAGUUAAUUGUCGGAUUUUGAUGAUAAAUAAAUGAUUUGGAAAAGUUCAUCAGAUAAAAAGUCUAAAGGGUGGGAGGUGGAAAAUUUCCCUUGGUAACUGGGAGUAGAAUAAGAAGAAAAAAAAGUUCUAAUA
Molecule: messenger RNA, 3050 nt
Organism: Panonychus citri (citrus red mite)
Lineage: Eukaryota; Metazoa; Arthropoda; Arachnida; Trombidiformes; Tetranychidae
Product: protein shisa-1-like
Exons: 3
Coding region: 473-1420 (315 amino acids)
Source: RefSeq, a predicted model, not a curated record